This is a messenger RNA of Anopheles coluzzii, 1179 nucleotides long. Its product is annotated as cuticle protein 7-like. NCBI's taxonomy places the organism in Eukaryota, Metazoa, Arthropoda, Insecta, Diptera, Culicidae. The transcript has 2 exons. The record is from RefSeq and is a predicted model, not a curated record. The coding region runs from base 41 to 1081 and encodes 346 amino acids. Gene Ontology annotation, cellular component: extracellular matrix.
ACCGUCCACUAGCAAAUGUGAUCUGGCCGUCAAUCCUGAAAUGAACGUAUUCCUAGCCGUAGCCGAUGGAGGUGUGUCCAAUCCAGACUGGUUCUUUUACUUUCAUCGUAUUUUCGGUGACCAAUAUGUUGCACUUGUUGACUAUGUACUUGUUUAUCUUUUGCUUCUUCGUAUACUUGAUGUAGAUCAGUUUUGGCAAGUAAAAGUAGUGCAGUUUCGUGCAGUUUGUGAUAGCCUUGUCUCAAGGACGUAUACAGAAUUCUCGAUUUCAACUGUAUCAAGCGUUGGAGUCUCUCAUUUUACACUGAGUAUAAAAGGCGUUGGUUACGAUAUCACACAGCACAGUCACACUGAACCUCAACGAGUAAACAAUCCUGCUCCAAUAAUGGCGUUCAAAUUCGUUCUGCUCGCUACUCUGGUAGCUGCCGCCAGCGCUGGUCUGCUUCCUGUGGCUCACCAUGGAUCGAUCGCCACGUCGCACUCCACCAUCCAGCACCAUGCUGCUCCCGCUAUCCAUCAUGUCGGAUCGGUCCACGCCGCCCCGGCUAUCUACCAGCACUCGGCCCCGGCUAUCGUCAAGACCAUUGCUCAGCCCACGAUCAUCAAGUCUGUAGAGCACCACGCUCCGGCCAACUACGAGUUCUCGUACUCCGUCCAUGACGAGCACACCGGAGACAUCAAGAGCCAGCACGAAACUCGCCACGGAGACGAAGUCCACGGACAGUACUCGCUGUUGGACUCCGACGGUCACCAGCGCAUCGUCGACUACCAUGCUGAUCAUCACACCGGAUUCAACGCCGUCGUGCGCCGUGAGCCCUCGGCUGUGAAGAUCGCUCAGCCCGUGCACAAGGUGAUCGCCCAGCCCGUGCAUGUGUCCAGCUAUGCCCAUGCUCCAGUAGCUCACGCCACUGUCCAGCACCACCAUGCUGCCCCGAUCGCGCACUACGCUGCCCCGAUCGCGCACCAUGCUGCUCCGAUCGCGCACUACGCUGCCCCGAUCGCGCACCACGCUGCUCCGAUCGCGCACUCAACCUCCAGCAUCGUCCAUGGACCGAGCCAUCUGAGCCAUCAUCAUUACUAAGAAUAAUUCUAGUGGUGUAACAAGGUCUUCAGCAACAAACCAGAUAGUUUAUAAAAGCAUAAAUAAAAAGCGAUUAAAAAUUAUAGCUGUGAAAUAUU